This is a messenger RNA of Ziziphus jujuba (common jujube), 1722 nucleotides long. Its product is annotated as UDP-glycosyltransferase 91C1-like. Lineage: Eukaryota; Viridiplantae; Streptophyta; Magnoliopsida; Rosales; Rhamnaceae. The record is from RefSeq and is a predicted model, not a curated record. Gene Ontology annotation, molecular function: UDP-glycosyltransferase activity. Bases 154 to 1572 code for a protein of 472 amino acids. The transcript has a single exon.
AGUGUUAAUUAAUUAUGUAUAUCGAGAGAGAGAGAGAGAGAGAGAGAGAGAGAGAGAGCUCUAGUUUCAUAUAUAUAUAUAUAUAUAUAUGGAGAGGGGAUUAGUUUGGUGAAGCUCGAUGAAGAUUAAUCCUUUGUCACAAAAACCAUCACCAUGGAGGAGCUGAUGAUGAAGAAAGAAAAUAAGUUUCACAUAGCAUUGUUCCCGUGGCUAGCAUACGGCCAUCUACUGCCAUAUCUUGAGGUGUCCAAGUUGUUAGCUGAAAAGGGUUAUAGAGUAACCUUCAUUUCAACCCCUAAAAACAUACGUCGCCUCCCUAAACUCCACCAAGCUUUGUCUGAUUCUUGUCUGAUCAAUUUUGUAGAGCUUCCUUUGCCCGAAGUUGAUGGUUUACCAAAUGGCGUGGAGUCCACCGCCGACAUUUCCAUUCAAAAAGUCCCCUAUCUUAAAAAAGCUUAUGACAUGCUCCAGCCCUCUUUAAUUCACUUUCUUCAAGCUUCUGACGUUAACUGGAUCAUCCAUGAUUUCGUCUGUUACUGGGUACCCCAAGUUGCAACUCAACUCGGCAUCAACUCCAUUUUCUUUCACAUAACCAAUGCCACUUCUCUUGCCUUUGUUGGCCCACCGUCGGAGUUGACUGGGGGUCAGCGCCAGAAACCUGAGGAUUUCACUGUUGUCCCAAAGUGGAUAGACUUUCCUAGCAAUGAGGCUUUCAAGUUGCACGAGAUGGUGAGCCAUUGGGACUGCAUGGACCGGGACGUAGCAGAUUUUGAGAGAUUUGCACAUGCCAUUCAAGGUUGCCAGUUUGUGACCAUGAGGACUUGUCCCAAGUUUGAAGCCGACUCGUUGAGUCUACUCCAAAAGCUUUACGGGAAACCAGCUGUCCCCAUUGGAUUCCUGCCACCUCAUCAUUCCAAUUCCGUGCAAGGAGAUGAUGAUGAGAUCAAAUGGAAAACAUUGAAAGAGUGGCUGGACAACAACAAACACAGGUCUGUGUUUUACAUUGCAUUUGGAACCGAGGUGAGUUUGAGUCGGGAUAUGAUGCACGAGUUGGCAUAUGGGAUUGAGAAAUCCAGACUGCCUUUUAUCUGGGUGCUCAACAAUCGUCCACUGGUUGAAGGUUUAUUAGGAUCGGACCAUAUAAUUCCACCCGAAUUUGAAGCCCAGGUCUCAGAACGUGGUCUUAUAUGGAGGGGCUGGGCACCCCAACUCAGGAUCUUGGCCCACUCGUCAAUUGGUGGUUUUUUGACGCAUUGCGGUUGGGGCUCAGUUAUUGAAGCACUGGGAUUUGGCCUGCCAUUGAUUUUGUUUUCCGGCGCCAGUGCAGAUCAAGGAUUGAUUGCUCGGCUUAUGCAAGAGAGAGGUGUUGGGUUGGAAAUACCAAGGGAUGACAAAACCGGGUCAUUCACGAGUGACUCGGUGGCCAAGUUGAUUCGCCGAGUGAUGGUAGAUCAAGAAGGUGAGUCAGUGAGGGCAAAUGCAUGGGCGAUAAGAGACAUCUUUGGGAACGUGGAAUUGAAUAACAGAUGCCUAGACGAGUUCAUUAAGUGCCUUGAGACUUUUGCUGCUUGAACUCAUUUUAUUAAUUACGAAUUGCUUAAAUUUUAGCCCUGAAACUUUCUUAAGUUUGAACGUACUGUAUUUUAUCAAGUUGAGUUGUUUUCUUAUUACCCAGAAAAAAAUAAAGGUUGAGCUGCUUUUCCAUUUUUUUUUCCCCUUAUA